AUGGAUGUACCCACGCUGGUCGACUGUCAGCGUGAGAUUCAAAUCCGCAUCUCACGUUCCGUGGAGUACUUGAAGAAGCUGGGCAGUUCCAAUAUCACUACCAGUGCUAUCGCCACACGCACCAGAAUUUUGGAUCAGCUGUGGACGAAGUUCGAAGCGCAGCAUGAUCUUAUCCGAGCAUCCUUAAAAGAAAAGUUCAGCGAGAGCGAUUAUUUUAAGUCAGAACUGCACGCUGAUACGGAGAAUCUGUACGUUAAUCAAAGAAGCAUACUUGACGGCUACGCUGAACACUUUCGUGCAUCGAGCGUACCUCCUUCUGCCGACGUCGCGCCAAGGUCGUCACUGUCGCGCAUCAAAGUACCGCCAUUCUCUGGUGCCUACGCAGAUUGGCCGUCGUUCAGGGAUCUCUUCCUCUCCGUCGUGAGUGGCAAUGCGAUCUCCAACAUCGAACGCUUUCAUCACCUCCGCUCAUGCUUGACAGGGCCGGCUGAAAAAUUAAUCAAGUCGUUACCUGUCACCAAGGAGUUGAGACGCAUUCACAACGCCGUUACUGCCGCCGUCAAUGGUCAGGAGAGCAUUGGACGUCCAAUUAACACCCACGGAAUGGACCUCUUCAACUUCUUAGUCACCGAAUUGUUUGACGCACGCACGCGGCUGGAAUGGGAGUCGUCCACGUCAGAUUCAUCAGAGCCGGCACAAAACGAGGCAUUCGUGGAUUUUAUCAGCCGACGGAUCCUGACGCUCAAUGCCGCACGACCGAAGAGCAUCAGCAAACCGCCCGGAGAGACUUCACGGAUUGCCAAAACUCACUUCACUAAACAGCAAGGAGCUGAGCCGCCGCACUGUACACUGUGUCGUGAAAGGCACACCUUGAUGACCUGCCGAGACUUCAAGGCCAAGACCGUCAACGAGCGUAAAGCAUUUGUAGAGACGAACAAGCUCUGCUACAACUGCUUAGGAAACCACCUCGUAUCUCGCUGUCAGUCAAAGAAGAAUUGCCUUACGUGCGACGCACGACACCACACUACGUUGCACGAAGCGACCACGUCUUCACCGGCAGCCGAGGUCACCACACGCGCCACUACACUGACCACGACUCUUCAAGAUCGAGAUCAUAAGGCUGUUCUUCUUGCUACAGCUCGACUUAACAUCGCCGAUCGGUAUGGCUCACCACACGUCGUACGCGCCUUGAUCGACCAAUGCUCUGAGGUGUCGAUCAUUUCUGAGGCCUUGGCGCAACGUCUCCGCCUGCCUCGAGUCUCGACGGAUCUCUCGAUCUUCGGCAUCGGAGGGACCCGCUCAGGAUCAGCUCGUGGCAAGGUCACGCUGCACGUCACGUCAGACGUGACCAACGCCGAGCUCCGGGUGGUGGCUUUUGUGCUGCCACGCAUUUCAUUGCAGCAAGGCUCAGUCUCGCGAGAAGAACGCAGCUGGCCUCAUCUCAACGGACUCCAGCUGGCCGAUCCUCGCUUCCUGGACGACGACCCAGCUGAGCUACUGCUGGGAGCCGAGGUCUACUCUUUGAUCCUCGAGGAAGGUCUCCGCAAGGGUGACUCAAGGAUGCCGAUCGCCCAGCAGACCAGCCUGGGAUGGAUCCUGUCCGGCGGCUACGACGCAACAACAAUCAACGGACAUCGCCGCACAUUCCGGUGCACCGCCGAUCACGACCUCGCCGACCUCGUUCGGCGCUUUUGGGAGCAGGAGAACGAGCCAAUAACUCGGGCCCCACUUACUCCCGAGGAAGCUACGUGCGAGGAAUUAUAUGUGCGCACCGUCACACGCACGUCCACAGGGAGGUACAUGGUGAGGCUGCCACUUUCGUCACCGCCGACGAAUCUUCACGAGACUCGCCGACCAGCGGAGCGCCUCCUGAGAGCCAUGGAGGUCAAAGGCAGCCGAGAUCCUCGAUUUGGCGACCUCUAUCCGGAUGAUCGCAGAUGUUACUUACCGCAUCACGGGGUCCUGAAGGAGUCGAGCACGACGACAAAACUCCGAGUCGUCUUCAACGGCUCUCAACGCACACGGGCCGGUACUUCGUUGAACUCUCAUCUGCUGACAGGGGCGAAUCUUCUACCAGCGCUCAACGACGUGUUGCUGCGAUGGCGUUGGCACCGGUACGUAUUUGUCACCGACGUAGAAAAAAUGUACCGCCAAAUCCUCGUACAUCCUGAGGAUUGCCGUCUUCAAACAAUCCUGUGGCGUCACAACAAGACGGACGAAAUCCAAGAAUACGAGCUGCGGACAGUGACCUACGGCAUGGCUUGUGCACCGUUCCUGGCCAUACGGACGCUGCGACAACUCUGUGCAGACGAGGGGACGCAAUUUCCUCUAGGGGCCGCAGCACUUCGGCGAGACUGCUACGUCGACGACGUGGUCACCGGCGCAGACGACCUCGACGAUGCCAUCAACCUCCAGACAGAGCUACGCCACCUGUGCACGGCGGGCGGAUUUCCACUGAGGAAGUGGGCCUCAAACAACUCCAAGGUCCUUGCAGGAGUCCCUCAAGAGCAUCGGCUGCAACAAGGACCGCAUUCAUGGGACGGAGAGAGCCAUUCGACCUUGGGCCUGCGAUGGCAUCCUAAAGAUGACUGGUUUGCCUUCGCAAUACAGCCACGUUCAGUCACAGAGUUCACGAAGCUACGAGUCCUCGCCGAGACUGCACGGCUAUUCGACCCGAUGAGCUGGCUCUCGCCUGUCGUGAUUCGGGCGAAGAUCCUGAUCCAGACCACAUGGCUUCAGCAGCUGGACUGGGACGCUCCACUGUCUGUCAAGGAUGUUCACCGUUGGCAACAGCUGCUGAACCAGCUACCUCUGCUCAGCACCUUACGAGUUAACCGCUGGCUCAGCACCGACGACGAUCACUCAAGGCUGCAGCUCCACGGCUUCGCUGACGCUUCCGAACGAGGAUACGCCGCAGCGGUUUACCUCCGCAACUCUAAAAAAAGGACAACAUCAGCGAAUUUGCUCAUGGCGAAAUCCAAGGUCGCACCCGUCAAGCAAAUUUCACUGCCUCGCCUGGAGUUGUGCGCUGCCGAUUUACUCACCACGCUCAUGUUGCAUGUCCGCAGCAUGCUCGGCUUGACGUCCACUCCAGUGUACUUGUGGUCCGAUUCCAAGGUCACCCUCCAUUGGAUCCAGGGACACGCCACCCGCUGGAAAACUUUCGUCGCCAACCGGGUAGCUCAUAUCCAAACACAGCUCCCGGACGCUCAGUGGAGGCACGUCGCCGGGAAAGACAAUCCUGCAGAUUGCGCAUCGAGAGGAAUCACUCCUGAGGAGUUAAUCAACCACGCAUUAUGGUGGACAGGACCUACCUGGUUAGCACUGGACAAAGUGGCGUGGCCCAACUCAGAGGUCGACAUCUCAGAGGACGACCUUCCAGAACAACGCACCACCAGCAUGAUAACCAGGAGCUCCGUCAUCAUCGAACCGGACCUCCUUCUUCGGUUCUCCGCACUUCAUCGGCUGCUGCGCGUUACGGCUUGGUGUCGUCGAUGGUUCAACCUGGCGAACCGGGAGGUCACAUCUGGCCGCACGCUGCAUCCUGACGAGCUGGACGCCGCUCUACUCCAGUGGCUUCGAGUGGUGCAGGCGCUCCACUUCCCUGACGAGGUAGCUGCUACCACCGCAGGACGGCCCGGUCCACCACGCAGUUCACUGGUCAAGCUGAACCCAUUUCUCGACGACCAAGGUGUGCUUCGCGUCGGAGGACGCCUUAAACACGCUCUGCUGCCCUACGACGAAAAGCACCCGGUGAUCGUCCCACCGGCCUCCUGGAUGACGAGACUGCUGAUCGAGUCCUGCCAUCGUCGGUCUCUGCAUGGCGGCGUCCAGAUGACUCUCAGUUUACUUCGCCUUCGAUUCUGGGUGCCACGUGGAAGGACCGUCGUCAAGCAGCAGUUGCAUCGGUGCGUCACUUGCACGCGCUGGCGAGCUGCCACUCCACAACCUCCUAUGGGCAAUCUUCCUCGUGACCGAGUGACGCCGACUCGGCCAUUCUUGAGUACUGGCCUGGACUACGCGGGACCCAUUUCUAUCCGGACCAGCAAGGGGCGCGGACAUCGCUCACAGAAGGGAUACAUCGCAGUCUUCAUAUGUUUUUGGUCAAAGGCUAUCCACCUCGAGGUCGUCUCGGAUUACAGCUCCGAGGCCUUCAUCGCCGCCUUACGUCGCUUCGUGUCGCGCAGAGGUCUAUGCACGGACAUCUACAGCAACUGCGGCACAACAUUUAUUGGCGCCGAUCGGACGCUACGUGAGCUCUUCAAGGCGUCGACCUCCGAGGGCCAUCACAUCGCCCACGCCGCCAGCACAAGGGAUCCGCUGGCUCUGUCAGACGAUCCAGACGACACUUCGGCGCUCACACCAGGCCACUUCAUCAUCGGAGCACCGUUACUCGCGGUACCUGAGCCAUCGUUGACGGGUCAAACAACCUCCACGCUGUCACGCUGGCGUUACCUGCAGCUGAUGCGAGACCAUUUUUGGCAGCGGUGGUCGGCGGAGUAUGUGCACGGUCUCAACCCCCGCACCAAAUGGUUCAAGGCCGAGUCCGUACCUCACGUCGGGGACCUCUGCAUCAUCCGCUCGGAGCUCACCCCUCCGACCCGAUGGCCUCUUGCGCGGAUCACGAAACUGCAUCCCGGGGACGACGGUAUCGUCCACGUGGUCUCAGUCCGCACCGCCACAUCAGAACUCGUGCGCCCGAUCGUCAAAUUGGUCAUGCUUCCGGGCGCGGAUCAUAUUCCGGGCAUGAAUGACGCGGACACGCCGCCUGCCGGCGCGUAA
Nylanderia fulva is the source of this 4782-nucleotide messenger RNA. The record is from RefSeq and is a predicted model, not a curated record. Lineage: Eukaryota; Metazoa; Arthropoda; Insecta; Hymenoptera; Formicidae.